GUGGCAGAGUUCUAUUUAAUAGUUAACAGAGUUUGUGCCAGAGAAAAGAAAAGGAAACUGUGUAAAAAGCUAAGAAGCCGAAAAAGUCCGAAAAGAGAAGUGCUGACAGAGAGAAGAAUCUCUCAGAGGCAAAGGAACAAACAGUUGGCAACAACUGAGCGUAAGGCUUAAGCUGAGCGAAUCGGGACUUGCAACAGCAUCAGGCAAAAGAGAGAUGGAGAGUUUAUCGAUAGUUAUUAUUUUUCAUCGUUAGAAACCAAAUCAAAGAUUUCAUGGAGAAAACAACACAUAUUGCAGUUAUUCCUGGUAUAGGCUUCACCCAUUUAGUUCCCAUUCUUAAUUUCUCCAAACGACUAGUUCAGCUCCAUCCACAUUUCCAUGUCACCUGCAUCAUUCCCUCAAUUGGCUCUCUCCCAAAUGCCUCAAAAGCCAUUCUUCAAACUCUUCCUCCUAACAUCAACCCCAUUUUGCUUCCACCGGUUAACCUCAAUGACCAACCACAAGGGACUCGUUCAGUAAUCAAAAUUCAUCUCGCUAUCACUCGCUCUAUGCAAUCUAUUCAUCACACACUGAAGUCCAUAACUUCCAACACACCUAUCGUCGCCAUGAUCAUUGAUUCUUUUGCCGGCGAAGCACUAGGUUUCGCUCCAGAGUUCAACAUGUUGUGCUACAUUUACUUCCCUUGCUCAGUCACCACACUCUCCACGUACCUCUACAUGCCCAAGUUGGACGAGGAAGCAUCAUGUGAGUACAAAGAUCUGCCUCAUCCUAUCCAAGUACCAGGUUGUCUUCCAUUUCACGGUCGCGAUCUGUGUACCCUAGCACGAGAUCGGACUGGCCUCCCUCACGAACUCUUUCUACAACGUGUUAAACGUAUCUCUCUCGUUGAUGGAAUCUUUGUUAAUACCUUCUUGGAAAUGGAAACGGAUCCAAUCAGAGCAUUCACAGAUGAGGAAAGGGGUUACCCUCCUUUGUAUCCUGUUGGACCAAUUGUUCAAACAGGGACAGCCACGGCUGAUUCGACAACUGGGUUGGAGUGUCUGACAUGGUUGGACAAACAACAAGAUGGUUCGGUUCUGUAUGUUUGUUUUGGGAGUGGUGGAACACUGUCGCAAGAGCAAAUGAAUGAGCUGGCACAUGGUUUGGAAUUGAGCAAGCACAAGUUCUUGUGGGUUGUGAGAGCACCAAGUGAUAAAGCCGGUGCUGGUUAUCUUGAUGGAGAAAAAGAUGUAGAUCCAUCCGAGUUCUUGCCAAGUGGGUUCUUGGAGAGGACAAAAGAACAAGGUAUGGUUGUUCCUUCAUGGGCACCCCAGAUUGAGAUCCUAGGGCAUGGUUCAGUUGGUGGGUUUUUGAGUCACUGUGGGUGGAAUUCGACGCUGGAGAGUGUGGUGCAUGGUCUGCCACUCAUCACGUGGCCACUGUUUGCAGAGCAGAGAAUGAAUGCGGUUGUGAUGAGUGAGGGUUUGAAAGUGGGAGUGAGGGCAAGAGUGAGUGAAAAUGGGUUGGUGGAAAGGGUGGAAAUUGUUGAGAAGAUAAAGUGUUUGAUGGAAGAAGAAGAAGGAAGAGAAAUGAGGAAGAGAGUGAAGGAGUUGAAAGAAGCUGCCACAAAUGCUCUCAAACCAGAUGGGGCUUCAACAAAAACCCUUUCUCAGUUAGCAAUCAAGUGGAAAAAUUUGGCAUGAGAAAACAGGUUUUGCUGAAUGUUUUUGGAUCCUUGCUUUAUUACUUUUUCUGUUUGAUUUUUCUUUGUAAUGACACCAAUAAUUCUGUGGAUUCAUGGCACGUGUGUAUGAUAUUGUUUGUAGCGUAAAAUGAUCAUUUGUGUAAA
Messenger RNA from Vigna unguiculata (cowpea), 1828 nucleotides. RefSeq names its product hydroquinone glucosyltransferase-like. The record is from RefSeq and is a predicted model, not a curated record. NCBI's taxonomy places the organism in Eukaryota, Viridiplantae, Streptophyta, Magnoliopsida, Fabales, Fabaceae. Gene Ontology annotation, molecular function: UDP-glycosyltransferase activity.